Messenger RNA from Lottia gigantea (owl limpet), 1671 nucleotides. RefSeq lists its product as hypothetical. The coding region runs from base 226 to 1254 and encodes 342 amino acids. Gene Ontology annotation, molecular function: hydrolase activity. The record is from RefSeq and is a predicted model, not a curated record. The transcript has 6 exons. NCBI's taxonomy places the organism in Eukaryota, Metazoa, Mollusca, Gastropoda, Lottiidae.
GUGAGGGGAGGUGUCUUGAACUGCUCCGCCACUGAUAACAAAACAAUUUUCAUAUGGGUGUAUAAAAACCUACUGCCACCUUGAUAUAACAAUAUGAAACGUCAUGCUCCCAUUCUAUAAUGUAUUUGUUUGUAGAGUGAUAAAGCUAUUCAGGAAUACAGUUCACUAUAUGUCUACCUUACUAGUUAUUGAGCUUUGGACUCAACAACAGCUUGUUGCUGAAUUAUGGCGUUCAUGGAUAUAGUAAGAUAUGUAAUCUCUCUGAAUAUCGGAUGUUUUUUCGGUGGCAUUGUAUUGAUUCGAUUGCUAUGGCGCGUCAUAAAGAAUCCCAGUAAUGUGUUAUCUGUUAAAGAAAGAAAUAUUGCACCUAAAUGCCUUACUGACCCAAAUUUGGGAACUCAUCAUUAUGUUCAAUUAAAGAAUGUUAAACUUCACUAUGUGGCUAAUGGUGAGGAAGGUAAACCAUUAAUGUUAUUUGUUCAUGGUUUCCCUGAAUUCUGGUAUUCAUGGAGAUAUCAACUGAGAGAAUUCGCCCGAGAUUAUAGGGUUGUUGCUGUAGAUCAGAGGGGCUACAAUGAUUCUGAUAAACCACCCGGGGUCAGCAACUAUCAGGUGAAACAUAUGGUGGAAGAUCUGAAACAACUUAUUUCAGCCUUAGGAUAUAAAUCAUGUGUUCUUGUUGGACAUGAUUGGGGUGGAGCAAUUUCUUGGGUUUUUGCUGGUGACCAUCCAAAUCUGGUGGAAAAACUUAUAAUAAUGAACUGUCCACAUGGGGCAGCUUUUCCGAAAUACAUACAGAAAAAUAGAUCACAAUUCUGGAAGUCUUGGUAUAUGUAUUUCUUUCAACUACCAUGGUUACCAGAACUAUAUUGCCGCUCUAGUGAUUUUGAUUUUUUUCAAUUAGCUUUCACAAGUAAAGCUAUGGGUGUGCAGUCUGGUAUAAUAAAACCAGAAGAUAUCGAGGCAUACAAAUAUGCAUUUAGCAAACCAGAAACACUGACAUCAGCUAUUAACUACUAUAGAGCUGCUUUUCGUUAUGGAUCCCGAAGACGACCAAAGGUAGAAUCAAAAACUAAAAUUAUAUGGGGAUGUAAAGACGGAGCUUUGGAACGUGGCUUGGCUGAAGCAAGUAAAGAAUAUGUUAACGACGUUACUAUUACCUAUAUAGAAGAAGCAUCGCACUGGGUGCAAAUGGAUCAACCUCAGAAAGUUAAUCAAAUCAUGAGAGAUUUUCUAAAUCAGUCCAAACUUUGAACUUGUUAAUAAAAUGAUUUGCCAAUGAAGAACUUGUUUACGCAAUUAAGCGAAUUGGAAUAUUGCAUUAGCUUUUUUUCCAGCCAAAUAAUUAUGAAUGAAACAACGUCAAACAUCAACGAUGACCGUGACUUCAAAAGCUAGGUCUCGAUAAUUCUGAAGGAACAUAAUGAUCAUUCAAACAAAUGGUAACAGCGAUAUCUGACUCCAAGACUAUUUCGACUAAAUUUGGUGUUCAAAAUAGAAUAUUUUCGAUUGAUUGCAGCAAAUGUGAAAGCAAAUUUAAAGCAAAUGACAAUAUGUAUGUACGUCACAUAUUGAAACGCCACUUACAAAUUGAAUCAUGCUAUUAUUUAGUUAUAUUCAAACAUCCUGACUUCCGUUUGAUCACUUUACAUUUCCGGACGUUUGUCUGUU